AUGACCAAAUUAGAAAUUAAAAUUAUUGAAACCAAACCCUUUGAUGGGCAAAAACCAGGUACAAGUGGAUUAAGAAAAAAAGUUACAGAGGUUAUGAACGGUAAUUACUUGGGUAAUUUCGUUCAAUCAAUUUUCAACGUAUUACCAAAGGAUAAAUUAAAGGGCUCAACUUUAGUAGUUGGUGGUGAUGGACGUUAUUAUAAUAAGCAAGCUAUUCAAUUAAUUUUUCAAAUUGCUGCUGCCAAUGGCGUCGGUAAAAUAUUAGUUGGUCAAAAUGGUUUAUUAUCAACACCAGCAAUCUCUGCAAUUGUAAGAGCUAGACAAGCAUUAGGUGCAAUUAUUUUAACAGCAUCUCAUAAUCCAGGUGGUCCAAAAGGUGAUUUUGGUAUCAAAUAUAAUCAAUCAAAUGGUGGCCCAGCUCCAGAAUCAAUUACAAAUGCAAUCUAUAAAGAAACUACUACAAUCACUCAAAUCCAUAGUGCUGAAAAUGUUAAUGUUAGUGAUCUCUAUACUCUCCAAUCACACGAAUGGGAAGGUUUCACUGUUGAGGUUAUUGACUCUGUCUCUGACUAUUUGACCCUUUUAAAGAGUGUUUUUGACUUUCCAUCCAUCAAGAAAUUUGCCACUGACCCAACAAAGAACUUUAGAUUCAAUUUUGAUGCAAUGAGCGGUGUAACUGGGGUUUAUGGUAAAAGAAUUUUCUCUGAUGAACUUGGAUUCCCUGAAUCAUGCCUCAUCAAUUGUAUUCCAUCAGAAGACUUUAAUGGCGGUCAUCCAGAUCCAAACUUGACAUAUGCUCCAGAGCUCGUUAGAAAAAUGAACAAUGGCGAAUUUGACAUGGGUUGUGCCUCUGAUGGCGAUGGUGAUCGUAAUAUGAUUUUGGGUAAUCGUUUCUUCCUCAAUCCUUCAGACUCUGUUGCUCUUAUCGCUGCCAACUAUCAAGCAAUUCCAUACUUUAGAAAUGGAUUAAAAGGUCUUGCUCGUUCAAUGCCAACUAGUGCCGCCCUUGAAAGAGUCGCUACUGACCUUAAAGUACCUUUCUUUGAGGUACCAACUGGUUGGAAAUUCUUUGGUAAUCUAAUGGAUGCAGAUACACUCUCCAUUUGCGGUGAAGAAAGUUUCGGUACUGGUUCAGACCAUAUCAGAGAAAAGGAUGGCAUUUGGGCCAUCGUAUGUUGGCUUCAAAUUCUUGCUUUCAAUAAUACCACAUCCCUUGAAGAGAUUGUUAAAAAACAUUGGUCCAAAUAUGGUAGAAACUAUUAUUCACGUUACGACUAUGAAGAGAUCGAUACUAAACCAGCAGAGGAAAUGAUGAAACACGUUUCUGCUCAAAUUAACUCACAAGAAUUAGUUGGUAAGAAAUUUGUUGGAAUUCAAGAUAAUGUUACCUAUGAAGUCGCAAAAUGUGAUGAUUUCGAAUACAAAGAUCCAAUCGACAAAUCAAUUUCUUCACAUCAAGGUCUUCGUAUUAUUUUUACCGAUGGUUCAAGAAUUAUUUUCCGUCUUUCUGGUACUGGCUCAACUGGUGCUACUGUUCGUGUUUAUUUCGAUAAAUAUGAAACCAAACAAGAUCAAUUAAACAACAAUGUUCAAAUUCAUCUUAAAUCACUUAUUCAUAUAGCUCUUGAAGAAAUUUCAAAAUUAAAACAAUAUACUGGUAGAGAUGAACCAAAUGUUAUUACAUAAAAAAAAAUAAAAAUAAAUAAUAAAACUAUCAAAUAAUUAAUAAAAUAAAAUAAAAUAAAAUAAAAAAAUAAAAUAAAAUAAAAUAAUAAUAGUAAAUAGCCAUAUUAUUUUUUUUAUAUCC
Messenger RNA from Dictyostelium purpureum, 1807 nucleotides. RefSeq names its product phosphoglucomutase A. Gene Ontology annotation, cellular component: cytosol. The record is from RefSeq and is a predicted model, not a curated record. The coding region runs from base 1 to 1686 and encodes 561 amino acids. Gene Ontology annotation, biological process: carbohydrate metabolic process. The transcript has a single exon. Gene Ontology annotation, molecular function: magnesium ion binding; phosphoglucomutase activity. NCBI's taxonomy places the organism in Eukaryota, Evosea, Eumycetozoa, Dictyosteliales, Dictyosteliaceae.